AUGCACGAGACCGCGGCACGAGCUGUCGGCGCGGAUGCAGCAGCGCAUCAUCCAUGCCGCCAUUUCGUGUUGCUAUCAAGCCAGUAUUUUGAAAUGAUGGUGUUCUGGAACUUUAAGAUGGAUGUUUUAUCCAAGAUCAACCACGCUAUUUACGCCAAGCGAGCGCUUUGGGAUCAGCCACCUGCAGGCGAGCUCCAGUUUGUGAGACAUCAGCCACUCGGCAUCACCUUCGUCAGGAACCCGGCCAAACUGGCGAUGGAAAGCCUCAUCCGUGGCGCCGUCAAUAUUCCUGCUGUCAACCAUGUGGAGUUGAUCAUGGCCAUGUUCGCGAAAGGACACUUUUCGGCGAGUGCGGCUGAGCAGUGA
Messenger RNA from Cyphellophora attinorum, 366 nucleotides. RefSeq lists its product as uncharacterized. Bases 1 to 366 code for a protein of 121 amino acids. The record is from RefSeq and is a predicted model, not a curated record. Lineage: Eukaryota; Fungi; Ascomycota; Eurotiomycetes; Chaetothyriales; Cyphellophoraceae. The transcript has a single exon.